Molecule: messenger RNA, 2537 nt
Organism: Neurospora tetrasperma FGSC 2508
Lineage: Eukaryota; Fungi; Ascomycota; Sordariomycetes; Sordariales; Sordariaceae
Exons: 2
Coding region: 1-2433 (810 amino acids)
Molecular function (GO): protein binding
Source: RefSeq, a predicted model, not a curated record
AUGCAACAGGCUCCGUUCAUAUGCCGCUCUCUCACGUCCUCGCCAUCCGCCCAGCAGUCGUCGAGCCAGCCGAGGCCAGCCACCGAGUCAGAGGGAAAUGAGCGCACAUGCUCAGACUAUUACGUACCAUUGAAAGGAUGGCUAUAUCAGUGGAAACAGGACCGAAGGGUCCUCCAGAAGAACGUCAGAAAGAGUGGCUAUUACAGCAGCCUGGUAGACCUCUACCGUUGGAAGAGAAGGUUCACCCAAAUAUGGGCGAAGAGAGCCUUGGAUAAGAAACAGAGAGACAAACACCGAGACGAGGCCCUGCAGUCAGAGGGGCGCCCCGAGCUUCACAUAAUACAAGAUCUACUUUGCCAGAGGGAUGUCGACCACAUGCGGCAAGCUUGGCAGCUCAUACCUAAAGAGAGUCGAGUAAAGCUCUGGCGGCCGGUUAUGGUCGACGCUCUCCACUGGUUCCCCGACCAAGCCCCGGACAUCUUCCGGGCCAUCUUUGAACGAGACAAAUCAAAUUUCUACGCCAUCGUCGACAGUUUCCUAUACAUGGCCGACUAUCUGCAGAGGCUAAAAGGGCCUGUACAGUCGGAAUACGGGAGGGCCGUUGCUGGGGCCUUGCUUCACUGCUACCACAACACUCGGAAGCGCUACAUCUGCCUACGACAAAAUACCAUCUACCAUAUACUUAGGCAUGCGACAGUGGACCAGGUCUACGAGCUACUUGUGGCCAUCAAAGAAUACCGACAGCCAUUACAUGUCAACACGAAGCAACAUUUUGUAUGGUACUUGGCAAAGGAGCCAAAAUACAAGCCGGCGGCUGCUGAUCUGUUGCGUGAGAUCAUUCAGGAUGGUCAGCUGCAUGUCAACGGGCUGCAUUGCGCCGCUCUGGCUACCGCCAUCCUGACCUUUCCAAAGAUUUCACCGGGAGAUAAAGAGGACGGCGAGAACCUCCCAACGCUUCGCUCGCAACUAAACCAAGAGCUUUUGGAAUUCGGACUUCAGCCCAACAUCAUCCACUACACAACUAUUAUCAGGAACCUUUGCGAUAACAACGAACUGGAAACUGCGUGGCAGGUCUACGACCUUAUGACCAGUCAGGGAGUCCAGCCAGAUCUCCAUUUCUAUUCCCAGUUGCUGCACGGAGCUACGCUAGCAAAUGACCACCGGAGCUUCCGCCGCAUACUCGAACUCUUACCAAGUGAAGCGUCACAAGAUCGCGUCAUCAUCAACGGUGUCCUCACCUUUAUUCAUACCACAACGGUUUGGGAGCUCCGAAAGCGGAAGAUGAAGCCACCAGUCCCCAUUCCAAGCUUUGAGUACAUGUUUAGGACGUACUCCAAGCUAUUCGACCUUGGUCCUUUGCAAGCCCUGUUGAAUAUCGACCUACAAAGCUACACCGCAGAAACACACCAGCGAGAACUCGAUGGAAUGGCCCCUUCGUGGUCCGGCUGGCAGAGUAUGCGAUCGCUCAGGAACACCCUGGCCCUUAUACCCGAACUCGAGGCCGAAGCACGUAUUAAGCCAGGCAACGACACGCUCAACAUCAUGGUGACCUCCUUCAUCCGCAACUUCUCCCAGCCCUCCAGCCUGAUCGAGUUCUACUCCAACUUUCGCAACCGGCUCAAGCAGGGUGACCCGACCAUUCUCGCCUUCGUCGCCACCAAGGGCACCAUUAUCCACGACACCAUCAUCAAGGCCAUCCUCGAAUGGCAAGGCACCAACAUGGCCCUUGCCGCCCUCGACAUCGUCAGCGACAUGCUCAAGGACGCCGCCGCCUCCCGCGCGCUCUUCGACGCCGACCCGCAGAAGCCCGAUCUAGAGCCCCGCCACCCGGCCCCGAGCAUCUACACCUGGUCCGUCCUGCUGCACGGCUUCAUGCACCGGCGCGAGCACCGCGAGCAGGGCGACCGCAUUUUCAAGAUGAUGCGCGACCACGGCGUCGAAGCUAAUCGCGUGACCUGGAACACGCUGAUUGCCGGUCACGCCCGGCUGCAGGCCGUCGGCAAGACGGCGUCGGCGCUGCAGCGUAUGGAGGCUGCGGAAUAUAAGCCUGAUCGUUUCACGUUGAGGGCAUUCAGCUACUUGCUCAAUCGGGAGGGUGCGCUGCAGAUGAUGCAGCGGUUGGAGGAUAAGAAACAGAAGAGAAAGGCGGCGUUCGUGGCCAAGUUGGCUGAGGCGGCUGCCCAGAACGAGAACUCUGAGGACAUGUCCAAGAUGCCUGAUUGGAUUGCGGCGCAGGACGAGUAUAGGAUUAUGGAGGAGCAGCUGAGGGAUAUUAGCGAGAGCGUGGUGGUUGAGGAGUCGCUUGGUGAAAGAGGAGAAGAGAGGGAAGUGGUCAAGGCGGCGGAGGAGGAGUGGGAGGAGACGACGGGGGAAAUUGAAGGGUUGGAGGCGUACAGGACGAGAAAUGUCGCGAGUGCUUCAAGCAGCUUGUGAUGCAUAGUCCGGUUUCAGGCAUGUAUAUGUACCUACCUCUAGGUGUCGGCAGGCAUGUAAGUUAUGGGAGUCGGAGGUUGGAGUUGUACAAUAUAUCUUGGAAA